AUGAAUUCAACGUCAAAAAACAAAAUAAAAUUUUUGAAAACAAAAACCUCCAGAAAUUAUAUUUAAUAUCAACACUUGCGUAAGCUCAUAUGAAGCAGUCAUAUAGACCGUGCUUAGAAACGAUAGGAAUUCGAAGUACUGGCCAUGGAGAACCAGUUGGUGGGCGGCAAUUACCUGGUGCUUGAACAAAUUGGUAGAGGAUCCUUUGGCGAUAUUUAUAGUGGCAUUUGCAUGAAGAAUAACACCAAAGUGGCCAUCAAGAUUGAGUCACACGAACAAGAAUUCCCGCAGCUGAUGAACGAGGCCAAUGUGUACCGCAUGUUGAGCGAUAGUCCAGGGUUUCCCACAUUUCUUUACUACGGCAACCACGGGAAGUCCAAGGCCAUGGUGACUGAGCUCUUGGGACCGUCACUGAGGGAUCUCCUCCACAAGUGCGGCCAUAGAUUUUCACUAAAGACCGUCCUAAUGCUCGCCGAUCAACAGAUGGCACGCCUGGAGACUAUACACACCCUGGGCUACAUCCAUCGCGACGUCAAGCCCGAAAACUUCCUGAUGGGCCUGGGCGACAAAUCCAAAAAGGUGUUUCUGAUCGACUUUGGCAUGUCACACCGAUACAAGAAUCCCGAUACACAGAAGCAUAUUAAAUUUCGCUCGGUUGGCUCUAUAUUCGGCACCUUGCGCUAUUCAUCCCGCAAUGCCCAGAUGGGCAAUGAGCAGUCGCGUCGCGAUGAUCUUGAAUCUCUCAUGUACUGCCUGAUAUACUUUUAUCGGGGAACACUGCCAUGGAUCGGCCUCACCGCCGCCAACGAAAAGCAAAAGACUGAAUUGAUCAUAGAAAAGAAGAAAAGUUUAGAUAUUGACGAUCUGUGCCAGACGUUUCCACCCUUGAUCACUCUGCUCAUCAAAUACGUUCGCAACCUGUUCUUCUGUGAAGAUCCCGACUAUGUGUAUAUGCGGCAAAUGCUUCGCGUAGCUUUUCGUGAUCUGAACUAUGUGUACGACUUGAAAUUCGAUUGGACUCGGCUGGGGGAGGGGUAGGGGUCAGGGAAAGAUCAGGAAAAGGACUGCGAUCGAGUCCAAUCAUCUAUGGAUAUAAAAUCGUCUGAACAGUCGGGUUCGAAUUAUUUUACCUUGUCUGAUCGGUCCUGUCGUAGCUUUAUGACUUGUCGACGCAGAGUUUUAUAAUGUUAUGCAAGAUUUUUCUAUUUACCUUAAACAAAUAUAAUAAA
Messenger RNA from Drosophila obscura, 1229 nucleotides. Its product is annotated as casein kinase I-like. Gene Ontology annotation, molecular function: ATP binding; protein serine/threonine kinase activity. NCBI's taxonomy places the organism in Eukaryota, Metazoa, Arthropoda, Insecta, Diptera, Drosophilidae. Gene Ontology annotation, cellular component: nucleus; cytoplasm. Gene Ontology annotation, biological process: signal transduction; negative regulation of canonical Wnt signaling pathway; peptidyl-serine phosphorylation. The transcript has a single exon. The record is from RefSeq and is a predicted model, not a curated record. The coding region runs from base 145 to 1038 and encodes 297 amino acids.